ACUCUACGCAUGCGCAGAAGGCCUCCUGUCGCGGAGAAAAUCUCGCGACUCGCAGCACUGGAUGUGAUAACAUGUGAUAAGCACACUGCCCAAUAACUUCAGAGAAUUAUUUAAACUUAUGUGCUGUUUAAGUUCAAACUUGUAUUAAAUAUCUUCUUUAAACAUGACGGUGCCAUUUUCUCCAACAUGGCUGGAAGUACAUAUUAAUGAGCCAGCGAUAAAUAAGGACAUCAGACAGAUAUGUUAUAAAGCGACCACAAUAACAGGGAACAACAAAAUAGCCUGGUUACUGAAAGCGAUAAGCUUCAUUGAUUUAACCACUUUAAAUAGUGACGAUACCAGUAAUAACGUGGCGCAACUUUGUAAAAAGGCUGUCACACCCAUAGCCAAUUUGCCAUUUGAGUGGGAUAAACCGCUUCAUACAGCAGCUGUUUGUGUUUACCCAUCCAGGAUAUUGGAUGUAAUAAAUACUUUGUCUUCCAUAGAUAAACAUAAGUCAAUCCAUGUGGCUAGUGCUGCAGGUUUUCCCUCUGGACAAUAUCAUUUGAAGUCCCGAUUAGAAGAAGUGCGUUGUGCUGUGAAAGAUGGAGCAGGAGAGAUAGAUGUUGUUAUUGAUCGCUCAUUGGCUUUGAAUAAUAAGUGGGAACAACUGUAUGAAGAAUUGAAAGCUAUUCGUGAAACUUGCAGUACUCCACUUAGUGACAUCUGUUUAAAAGUUAUACUCUCAACGGGAGAACUGUUCAACUUAAAACAUGUGUACAAGGCAUCCAUGGUGGCUAUGAUGGCUGGUGCUGAUUUCAUUAAAACAUCCACAGGCAAAGAAGUCAUUAAUGCGACUUUACCUGUUGGUAUCGUUAUGUGCAGAGCAAUAAAAGAUUUUCAAAGGCAGACUGGGAAAAAGGUUGGCAUUAAGCCUGCUGGAGGUAUCAAGACUGCACAGGAUGCUCUAGAAUGGAUGGUUUUAGUUAAGGAGGAAUUAGGGAAUGAGUGGUUGUCCAGUAAUUACUUCAGAAUUGGUGCAUCUAGUUUGCUUAAUAACAUUUCUACCGAGAUUUUUAAGAUUCACCAAUCUAAUGACGACCAAAAGAAAGAUGCUAGUGAAAAAGUUGAAGACUGUUUGGAAGAAUCAUAAAAAUAUUUUAUUAUUUUUGCAAGAAAUCAAAUUUAUAUAGAAUAUUAAUAAAUAUAUUAUACAUUCA
Odontomachus brunneus is the source of this 1199-nucleotide messenger RNA. It is a transcript of the gene Dera, whose product is annotated as deoxyribose-phosphate aldolase. NCBI's taxonomy places the organism in Eukaryota, Metazoa, Arthropoda, Insecta, Hymenoptera, Formicidae. Gene Ontology annotation, molecular function: deoxyribose-phosphate aldolase activity. Gene Ontology annotation, biological process: carbohydrate catabolic process; deoxyribonucleotide catabolic process. Gene Ontology annotation, cellular component: cytoplasm. Bases 164 to 1132 code for a protein of 322 amino acids. The transcript is spliced from 5 exons. The record is from RefSeq and is a predicted model, not a curated record.